AUCGGCAUCAGCGGCUGGUCUUGUUUUAGUUCGCGUUUGAAGUCUCGAUUUCGCAAGUGUUUCCAAAUUUAGAGGAAUUAUGAGCAUGAAAGUCGACUCCAGCGAAUGCUAAGUGAAGAUAGAUUUCGACGACGACGGCGUCAUACUGCCGAAUUCGCCGUUGUACGCUCACCUCACCGAAGCCGGUUUUGAGCUUCCCGACACGGAGGUUGCGUUUGCGCAGACUUCUGAUGAUCGGCGUCCAACCCUGAAAAAAAACGUGUCACCUGCCCCGUUCCAAGAUACUCUCUUUCCUGGAUGGAGAACCUUUCUUAGAAACCAUCCUGGGAAGCCCGUGCCUCGAUGAGGAAGACCAACGCUUUCUUAGAAAUCUCCUUGAAGCCAGAGAUUUGAGUGCAAACAAAGCGAAUUUUCAAGGCAGCUUUCUUACCUACAGCAUUGUUGCUGCUGUCGUCGUGUGCCUUGUUGCCAGAUGUCUGUCUGCAGAACAACAGAGCAACACCGAAAGCCUGCUUUUGGGGAUAGUGGCCUGCGCACUGCUGUUGGUUGCCGGAAUGAUCCUAGUGAAGUACUGCCUUUUACGUCAGUACCGAGCAAACAUUCACAGCCUGCUGUGCACGAUGCAAGAAGUGCAAGUCAUGAUCAGGAAGUGCCUGCAGAUUAUCCAGGAAGCUGAAGUAGUGGCCCGCGGCUUUACCCUGGCUUCUCACAAUGUGCCUGUUCACCGAAUCGAGAUGAACAUGCUCAUGCCAAACUUGGAUCCUCAGAGACAGUGCCCCGAGCUACGGAAGUCUGUGUUCCUGUGGACCCGAGAGCUCUUCCUCAUCAGAAAGAGUGCCACUUUGGAAGCCAUUGAGUCUGUUCCACUUGAAGGUGAACUCUACGUGAGCACCAUCUACCUGGCAUACACAGCACCUGAAGAUGUCAGUGCAGAGCUUUUUGCACCACUUGGCAAAGCCCUUGAAGAAGGAACUGAAAAUUUCUUUCUCUCAUCUCUCAAGGCGAUGCUGUAUCUCAUGCACAUUCAGCACUCCGAGUUUCUUCGGAGGCUGUCGCUUUCUUUGAUGCCGGGAAUCAAGAAAAGCUGUCUCUUUGAUGCCCUGUCACUGAAGACAAUCGUUACCGAUCUCAGAGCCAGCAUUCAGGCGCAGAUGAGGAACUUCUGCAAUGCCUACCAGUUCUACAAGAGCAGCCAGGUGAGGGAGGAACUAGAGAGCAGGCCACUGCGGUCGCUGCGUGCGACACCCCACGAGCUACACAUGGCCACUCAUAGCUUGGGGCUCCAUUUGAUGGCAGCCUUGAAACGUACCCAGGCAGUCGAAAGCAUCACGUAAUCCAUUGCGGAGGAUUCUCAAAUUGAGCCGCUGGAAGCCAACGUCAGCUUCCUACUUGCUGAAGUCAAAGCCGAGCUUGCAUCAAGCUGCAGCUGCCUUGAAGAGGUCUCCAUGCUGUUGGACAAGA
This is a messenger RNA of Rhipicephalus sanguineus (brown dog tick), 1461 nucleotides long. RefSeq lists its product as uncharacterized. Gene Ontology annotation, molecular function: myosin binding. The transcript is spliced from 9 exons. NCBI's taxonomy places the organism in Eukaryota, Metazoa, Arthropoda, Arachnida, Ixodida, Ixodidae. Gene Ontology annotation, biological process: cell-cell adhesion. Gene Ontology annotation, cellular component: plasma membrane. The record is from RefSeq and is a predicted model, not a curated record. The coding region runs from base 555 to 1334 and encodes 259 amino acids.